GAAAAAAGGUCUGCUUCGGACAUCCCUCCCUCCGCUUCAUCGCCGUCUCUCCGCUGUCGCCUGACCAAAAAAAUGACAGAGGAAGAGGUGGCGAUGGAGAUGGAAGCCGUAGAAGCAGUUUACGGAGACGAAGCCGUCAUAGUGGAUUCAUAUCCUCCUCAUCUUCACCUCCACAUCAAGCCCCGCACCGCCGAGAUCUCUUCUCAGCAGUUUGUGGAAGCUGUUGUGAGAAUACAAGCAGGUUCUAAGUAUCCAGAAGAACCGCCGGAGAUUAGUCUGAUUGAAUCCAAGGGUCUUGAUGAGCAAAGGCAAAAGCUUUUGAUUGGGUUUGUGCAUGAGAAAGCUUCUGAGCUAUCAUCUUCUCUGAUGCUAGUUGCACUUUGUGAGGAAGCAGUUGAGAGGCUGACGAUUAUGAACCAUCCGGAUGGAGAUUGUCCACUUUGUUUGUAUCCCUUAUUCCCUGAGGAUGGCGAGAGUAAUCCAAUGCCCUUUAUGAAGCUCAUGUCUUGCUUCCACUGUUUCCACUGUGAGUGCAUCAUUAGGUGGUGGAAUUGGCUUCACACAGAGAAAGAAGCUGAUUCAGAACAUGGUAACUCUGGAUCAGUAGAUAAAAGCUUGGGCAACUGUCCUGUGUGCCGGAAAGUUGUUCAUGCGAGUGAUAUUGAACAUGUUCUCGGCUUAGUAGGUGCUCAGUCAUCUCAACAGGAAACUGGUUUGGUACAAGGUGAGGACAAAGAAGACCCACUGCUCCAGUCAGAGUCAGAGAACAUGAGAAGAGAGCGGUUUGAGGCGAUUUUAAAGACGCAGGAAGAAAAGGGAGGUCUGGUUCAACCAAAGAAAAACAUAUCGGUUGUGCCCGGUAUGUAUCUUCCUCCUCCACCAGCUCCUGCAUCAUCUUCAUCAAACCAAGAAGAAGCUCGAGAGAUGGGACAACAAGUGGAACACAAAGAAGCUGAAUCAGAGACGAACUCUAGCAGCUCCAACAACAGGAGAGGCAGAGGCCGAGGAGGGCGGGGACAUAGUAAUGUCAACAGAAGGAAGCAGACCUCGCAAGAUCCAAGAAAACCUACGAAGCAGUGGGUGCAGAGGAGUUGACAAAACUCAUGUAUUAUUUAGAUAUAUAUAUAUCGAGAGAGAGAGAGAGGCAGGGAUCAAACUCUUACUCAAAAACUGACUACAUUACAAAAAUAAAUCCUCUGUUUUGCAAGGAUAUUUUUUAAAAGAAUUUUCACACAUUAAAAA
Messenger RNA from Raphanus sativus (radish), 1242 nucleotides. RefSeq lists its product as uncharacterized. Bases 73 to 1095 code for a protein of 340 amino acids. The transcript is spliced from 7 exons. Gene Ontology annotation, biological process: protein ubiquitination. Gene Ontology annotation, cellular component: nucleus. The record is from RefSeq and is a predicted model, not a curated record. Lineage: Eukaryota; Viridiplantae; Streptophyta; Magnoliopsida; Brassicales; Brassicaceae. Gene Ontology annotation, molecular function: protein binding; ubiquitin protein ligase activity.